Molecule: messenger RNA, 1311 nt
Organism: Gossypium raimondii (Peruvian cotton)
Lineage: Eukaryota; Viridiplantae; Streptophyta; Magnoliopsida; Malvales; Malvaceae
Product: WD repeat-containing protein LWD1
Exons: 2
Coding region: 130-1242 (370 amino acids)
Cellular component (GO): nucleus
Molecular function (GO): protein binding
Source: RefSeq, a predicted model, not a curated record
UUUUGUCAUUAAGUAGAUGAAAAAGGAAUGUCGUCAAAACACGUUAUCUUCCAUAAUCUUCACACCAAUCCAACCUUUCUUUGGUUAUCUGCUAAGAGUAAAAAAUAGCUGACAGCGGCAGCGUUGGUAAUGACGGCCACCAGCGAUCCGAACCCCGAAGUUUCCGACGAGCAGCAAAAACGAUCGGAGAUAUACACAUAUGAAGCUCCCUGGUACAUCUACGCUAUGAAUUGGAGCGUCCGCCGCGACAAAAAGUACCGACUCGCCAUCGCCAGCCUCCUCGAGCAAUACCCUAACCGUCUCCAGAUUGUUCAACUCGACGACUCCAAUGGUGAGAUCCGGUCGGAUCCCAACCUCUCCUUCGACCAUCCCUAUCCCGCUACUAAGACCAUCUUCAUUCCCGACAAGGAUUGCCAGAAACCCGAUCUUCUCGCUACCUCCUCCGAUUUUCUUCGCAUAUGGCGGAUCUCGGAUGACGGUUCCCGCGUUGACCUCAAAUCGCUCCUUAAUGGCAAUAAGAACAGUGAAUUUUGCGGUCCUCUCACGUCUUUCGACUGGAACGAGGCGGAGCCGAAGCGAAUCGGGACUUCCUCCAUUGAUACGACUUGCACUAUUUGGGAUAUCGAGAAGGAAACAGUGGAUACCCAGUUAAUUGCCCACGAUAAGGAGGUUUACGACAUCGCUUGGGGUGGAGUUGGGGUUUUCGCUUCCGUCUCCGCCGACGGUUCCGUUAGGGUUUUCGAUUUACGCGACAAGGAACAUUCGACGAUCAUCUACGAGAGUUCGGAGCCGGACGCGCCGCUGGUGCGGUUGGGGUGGAACAAGCAGGACCCCAGAUAUAUGGCAACCAUUAUAAUGGAUAGUGCCAAGGUGGUUGUUUUGGAUAUCCGUUUCCCGACGUUGCCGGUGGUUGAGUUGCGGAGACACCAGGCGAGCGUCAAUGCCGUCGCUUGGGCUCCCCAUAGUUCCUGCCACAUUUGCACCGCCGGCGAUGAUUCUCAGGCGUUGAUUUGGGAUUUGUCUUCGAUGGGUCAGCCUGUUGAAGGUGGGCUUGACCCCAUUCUUGCAUACACAGCUGGGGCUGAAAUUGAACAGUUGCAAUGGUCGUCGUCUCAGCCUGAUUGGGUGGCCAUUGCCUUCUCCACUAAGCUUCAGAUUCUAAGGCAAGUACUUAUUCAAGUACAUAAUACCAUGCGCCAUUAUCAAAGUAGCCACAACAACACUCACCGAUUUAGGGUUUAAGGGGGGUUCUCUGUCACUGGUAUUACAUUCACGACCGACAAUCCAUAUGCAACAGGGAUUUAAAUUCCC